Molecule: messenger RNA, 3933 nt
Organism: Phytophthora sojae
Lineage: Eukaryota; Oomycota; Peronosporomycetes; Peronosporales; Peronosporaceae
Product: pleiotropic drug resistance protein ABC superfamily
Exons: 1
Coding region: 1-3933 (1310 amino acids)
Cellular component (GO): membrane
Molecular function (GO): ATP hydrolysis activity; ATP binding; ABC-type transporter activity
Source: RefSeq, a predicted model, not a curated record
AUGACCAGUCGCUACAGCAUCCUCCGCGCCGACAACCUCGACACAAUGCUCAACGGCGGCCUCGAGCGCUUCUACAAGAAGUACAACCACCUGUCGCGCAAGAUCAACCUGCAGCUGCCCACGCCCGAGGUGCGCUUCGAGAACCUGUCCUUCUCGGUGCAGGUGCCGGCCGAGGUGGGCGCCUACGGCACGGUGGGCUCGCACUUGAGCUCCAUCUUUACGCCGUGGCAGAAGGUGCCCAUGACCACCAAGCACGCUCUACACCCGAUGAGCGGCAUCAUCAAGCCUGGCUCCAUGACGCUGAUCCUGGCCAACCCUGGCGCCGGCAAGUCGACGUUCUUGAAGGCGCUGGCCGGCAAGCUCCAGGACAACAAGCAGACGAAGCUGGGUGGCGAGAUCCUGUACUCGGGUCUGCGCGGCGACGAGAUCGACCUCAUCAAGCUCGUGGGUCUCGUGGACCAGACGGACAACCACAUCCCGACACUGACGGUGCGCGAGACGUUCAAGUUCGCCGACAUGUGCGUCAAUGGCCGGCCCGAGGACCAGCCCGAGGAGAUGCGCGACAUCGCCGCGCUGCGCACGGAGCUGUUUCUUCAGAUUCUGGGUUUGGAGAACUGCGCCGACACCGUCGUCGGUGACGCCCUGCUGCGGGGUGUCAGGGGUGGUGAGCGCAAGCGCGUGACUGUGGGUGAGGUGCUGGUGGGAGGCCAGAGCCUGUUCUUGUGUGACGAGAUCUCGACUGGUCUGGACAGUGCCGCCACAUUCGACAUCAUCAAGGCACUUCGUACGUGGUGCAAGACGCUGGGCGGAUCGGUGAUCGUCGCGCUACUGCAGCCGACACCCGAGGUGGUGGAACAGUUCGACGACAUUUUAAUGAUCAACGAGGGCCACAUGGUGUACCACGGCCCGAGAACCGAGAUCCUGGACUACUUUGAACAAUUGGGCUUCAGCUGUCCUCCGCGUGUGGACCCGGCCGAUUUCCUCAUUGAGGUGUCAUCCGGCCGAGGCCAUCGAUACGCCAAUGGCAGCGUCGAGCUCCGAAAUCUCCCGGUCACGUCCGAGGAAUUUAACGGUGCCUUCUGUCGAUCCAGCAUCUACAAGGAAACCCACGAAGCCAUCAGGAAGGGCUUCAACGAGCACCAGUUCGAGAACGUGGAGGACUUCCAGAAGGCCAAGAGUGUGGCCAACCUGGCCCGCUCCAAGCAGAAGUCGGAGUUCGGCAUCGCGUUCAUCCCGAGCACGUUACUGCUGCUGAACAGGCAGAAGUUGGUCUGGCUGCGUGACCCACCGCUGUUAUGGGGCAAGCUGAUCGAGGCGCUCGUUGUCGGUCUUGUCAUGGGCAUGAUCUACUUCAACGCGAGCUCAACGUACUACCUGCGCAUGAUCUUCUUCAGCAUCGCGCUGUUCCAGCGUCAGGCGUGGCAGCAGAUCACCAUCUCGUUCCAGCUGCGCAAAGUGUUCUACAAGCAGCGGCCGCGCAACUUCUUCCGGACGACCUCGUACGCGAUUGCCGAGAGUGUGGUGCAGAUCCCCGUGAACGUGGCGGUGUCCUUCGUACUCGGUACCUUCUUCUACUUCAUGAGCGGCUUGACGCGCUCGUUCGAGAAGUACAUCGUGUUCUACCUGGUGCUGCUGUGCUUCCAGCACGCUAUUAGCGCGUACAUGACGAUGCUGAGUGCACUGUCGCCCAGUAUCACGGUUGGCCAGGCCCUGGCUUCGAUUUCCGUGAGCUUCUUCCUGUUGUUCUCGGGUAACAUUAUCCUGUCCGACCUGAUCCCGGACUACUGGAUCUGGAUGUACUGGUUCUCUCCGAUCUCGUGGGCGCUGCGCAGCAACAUGCUGUCGGAGUUCUCGAGCGACCGCUACACGCCCGUUGAGAGCAGGACGCUGCUCGACAGCUUCUCGAUCUCACAGGGCACGGAGUACAUUUGGUUCGGUGUCAUUGUUCUGCUGGCGUACUACUUCUUCUUCACGACGCUGAACGGUCUGGCGCUGCACUUCAUCCGCUACGAGAAGUACAAGGGCGUGAGCGUGAAGACCAUGACCGACAAGGCUGACGAGGAGGACAACGUGUACGUCGAGGUGAACACCCCUGGUGCUGUGUCCGACGGUGCCAAGUCUGGCAACGGCUCGGGCCUCCCGUUCACGCCGUCGAGCCUGUGUAUCAAGGACUUGAACUACUUCGUGACACUGCCGUCGGGCGAGGAGAAGCAGCUUCUGAAUGACAUCACCGCUCACUUCGAACCGGGCCGCAUGGUGGCGCUUAUGGGUGCCACCGGUGCCGGUAAGACGACGCUGAUGGAUGUGAUUGCCGGCCGCAAGACUGGCGGUCGCAUUGUUGGUGACAUCAUCGUGAAUGGUGAGCCGAAGGACCCGUCCAACUUCAGCCGUAUCACGGCGUACUGCGAGCAGAUGGACAUCCACUCGGAGGCCGCGACGAUCUAUGAAGCGCUGGUGUUCUCGGCCAACCUUCGCCUGCCACCGACGUUCUCGGAGGAGGAGCGCAUGAAUCUGGUGAACGAGACGCUGGAGUUGCUGGAGCUGUCGCCGAUUGCUGGCGAGAUGGUCGGGCGCUUGUCGGUGGAGCAGAAGAAGCGCGUCACGAUUGGUGUCGAGGUGGUGUCAAACCCGAGCAUCUUGUUCCUUGACGAGCCCACGAGUGGCCUGGACGCGCGUUCGGCUCUAAUCGUGAUGCGCGGUGUCCAGUCGAUCGCCCGCACGGGUCGUACGGUGCUGUGCACGAUCCACCAGCCGAGUAUCUCCAUCUUUGAGCUGUUUGACGGUUUGCUUCUGCUGCAGAAGGGUGGAUACACGGCCUACUUCGGUGACCUCGGUGUGGACUCGGUCAAGAUGCUGGAGUACUUCGCAUCAAUCCCCGGCACGAUAGAGAUCCGUCCGCAGUACAACCCUGCCACGUACAUGCUGGAGGUGAUCGGUGCUGGUAUCGGCCGUGACGUGAAGGACUACUCGGUCGAGUACAAGAACAGCGAGCUGUACAGGUCGAACCGCGAGCGCACGCUGGAGUUGGCCAAGGUGUCGGACAACUUCGUGUGCCACUCGACGCUCAACUACACGCCGAUCGCGACGGGUUUCUGGAACCAGCUCGGACACUUGGCCAAGAAGCAGCAGCUCACGUACUGGCGCAACCCGCAGUACAACUUCAUGCGCAUGUUCCUGUUCCCGCUGUUCGCCAUCAUCUUCGGCACGACGUUCUACCAGUUGUCGGCGGGCAGCGUGAAGAAGAUCAACUCGCACAUCGGUCUGAUCUACAACAGCAUGGACUUCAUUGGUGUCAUUAACCUGAUGACGGUGCUGGAGGUGACGUGCGCUGAGCGUGCCGUGUUCUAUCGCGAGCGCAUGUCGAACUACUACGGCCCGCUGCCCUACAGUCUGUCGCUGUGGUUCGCCGAGGUGCCGUACCUGAUCGUGGUAAUUGUGCUGUUUGUGACCAUCGAGUACUGGCUGGUGGGCUGGAGCUCGAGUCCGGGUGACUACUUCUUCUUCAUGUUCGUGUUCUAUCUGUACACGUCGGCGUGCACGUACGUGGGCCAGUGGAUGUCUGCUUUGAUGCCGAAUGAGAAGGUGGCGAACGUGGCUGUGGGCGCGCUGUCGUGCUUGUUUAACCUGUUCUCGGGGUACCUGCUGCCGCGCACAGCGAUGAAGACGGGCUACAAGUGGUUGCAGUACCUCAUGCCGUCAAGUUAUUCACUCGCGGCUUUAGUAGGCGUGCAGUUUGGUGACAACCAGGACAUCAUCGCCGUGACGUCGGGCAACAUCACGACCAACGUGACAGUGGCGCACUACAUCGAGAAGACGUACGACUUCCGCCCGGACAGCAAGUACAACUUCAUGGUCGGUCUGAUGGUGACCUGGGUCGUGCUGCAGGUGGCCAUCUACCUCACGUUCAAGUACGUGAGCCACCUCAAGAGGUAG